UAAUGUAAACAAACGAGUAUGCAGUGAUAUUGCUAGAUAGGGCACUUCUUUUUAUAGCUAGAUAACCAAUUUAAUAAUAGCUUUAAGUACCGUACAUCAAAGACUGACUACACUCUGUUUUCUUUGCUUGUACAUUUUACCAGACGGACUGAGCUGCAUCUGUCAACCGCUGUGGCUUCCUAGUUAGCGUUAACCUAUGACGUUAACAUUACUCUCCCUCAAUGAUAACGUUAGCAUCAAGGGUAACAUAGUUAGCAACAGGGAGUAUUAACAUCAUAAUAGCCAACUACUUAAGAUAAAUUACGUGUAGGACGUUAACGCUCAUGCUAGCUACUGCUUGAUUAGGUUAUGUCGAAAACUAGCUAGCCUGGCUACGCAGCAUGUUAGCUAGCGACUAUAUACAAGGUUUGAUAGUUGUAGCUAACGUUAACGUCAGCUAUUUUCUAAACGCUUGAAACAACGUCCUUCAAUUUUAUUAACGCCCUGUAUAUAGUGCCAGUAAUUAUCUAGCUAGCUAGGUAGUAUGUACCUUCAUAAUAUAUAGCUCUUGCUGCAGUUCUUGUAUGUGGGGGGUGUGGCGCAGUGGAGAGGCGUGUAUGAUGGGAGUGUCGUAUUUGCACGCCUCUUUUGACGUCGUCUAGUAAAACGAUCCAAUUACGUAGUUAACCGAACAAGAGAAAGUAACCUCAGUAACUGGACACCUCAGGUCUGUUAUUGUUUUUUGGUCAGCAUAACUUAAUCACGCCAUGCGUUAUCAAUAACAUACGCAAGGGGCUUUGCAUUUUAACGUCGCAAAUGGGAGAUUCUGGAAAUCCUUUGAGCAAAUGACCUCUCCAGAAAUUGCCUCCUUGUCCUGGGGACACAUGAAGGUUAAGGGUUGCUCAUCAUCGUACAAGGACUGCAAAGUUUGGCCUGGAGGCAGUCGUACCUGGGACUGGAGGGAAACUGGUACUAAUCAUCAUCCAGGAGUGCAGCCAGCGGACCUAGAAGAAGUCUUGAAGAAAGGGGUGAACACGCUAGUGAUUGGGAGAGGGAUGAACGAGGCCUUAGAGGUGCCCUCUUCUACCCUGGAAUAUGUGAAGAAGCAGGGUGUGGAGGUGACGGUGUUUCAGACAGAGAAGGCUGUUCAGAAAUACAAUGCUCUGGUUGCACAGGGAGUGAAGGUGGGAGGUGUGUUCCACUCUACGUGUUGAUGUCAUCAACAGUGUAACAGCCAUAAGUCUCAGCAAAACUAACCUCCAAUGCAACAUUUGGCACUUGUUCUUCUGCUGGUUUUGUCAUGACUAUGAUGAAUCCAAUGGACAAGGAGAUGUAUGAGAUGUACACUAAGUUCAACCUUGUUGAAAAAAAAAAAAGAAAAAAAAAAAAAAAUGCACUUAUGAUGACAACUAUGUUUACAACAGCAUUUCAUGUGUAUUUUGCUAGUUUCUGGAUGUUAUGCUUUGACUUAUGGUAGAACCUAUGCACUUGUAAAUCGCUUUGGAUUAAAAGCGUCUGCCAAAUGACUAAAAUGUAAAUGUAAAAUGUAAGUAAUUUCUGAAAUUUUUGGAAAUAUUUGUUCCUAUCAUUGCCAAAUAGACACAACAGUUUGUUGUGACAGCUUGCCGUUGAUUACUACGUUUAACAUGUCCUUUGGGUUCCCUUUCUAACAUAAAAAAAAAAAAUCAAAUAAAGAAAUCAAGCAUUUAA
Messenger RNA from Conger conger (European conger), 1689 nucleotides. It is a transcript of the gene aamdc, whose product is annotated as adipogenesis associated, Mth938 domain containing. The transcript is spliced from 4 exons. The record is from RefSeq and is a predicted model, not a curated record. The coding region runs from base 825 to 1193 and encodes 122 amino acids. NCBI's taxonomy places the organism in Eukaryota, Metazoa, Chordata, Actinopteri, Anguilliformes, Congridae. Gene Ontology annotation, biological process: positive regulation of fat cell differentiation. Gene Ontology annotation, cellular component: cytoplasm.